This is a messenger RNA of Heterostelium album PN500, 1488 nucleotides long. It is a transcript of the gene gshB, whose product is annotated as glutathione synthetase. The record is from RefSeq and is a predicted model, not a curated record. Gene Ontology annotation, biological process: glutathione biosynthetic process. The transcript has 6 exons. Bases 1 to 1488 code for a protein of 495 amino acids. Gene Ontology annotation, molecular function: ATP binding; glutathione binding; glutathione synthase activity. Gene Ontology annotation, cellular component: cytosol. NCBI's taxonomy places the organism in Eukaryota, Evosea, Eumycetozoa, Acytosteliales, Acytosteliaceae.
AUGUUGUCAAAUAAAAUAAAUCAAACAACUAUUAAAGAGAUUGCAAAACAAGCAAUAGAUUGGUCGUUUGGACAUUCUUUGAUUUUCGAAAAGAAGAAAACAGAUCAAGAGAAUGAAGUCGUACCAUAUCCAAUCGUAACACACAUUCCAAUCUCACUACUACCAAACAGAUUCCCAAAGAAACUGUACGGCACUGCAAAUUCACUCGCCAAAGAUUACAAUGAAUUGGUACAUCAAUUAAGUAGAAAUUAUAAUUAUAUACAAGAUACAUUGAAAAAUGUACAAGAUAGUUUUACACAAUCGCUAUUAGAGAUUCAUAGAGCUGUUAAUAAGGAAGGUUUGCGACAAAGCGUUGAACUAGGUAUUUUCCGAUCGGACUAUAUGUUACAUCAGGCCACUGACAACGAAGAGGAUUGGAAGUUGUAUCAGGUCGAGUUGAAUACUAUUUCCUCAUCGUUUGGAUGUAUCUCUACAAAGGUAUCGGAGAUGCACAAGUUCCUCAUUGAAUUCUAUGGACUUCAAUCGCAAUACCCACUGGCUAGUCUGCCAGAGAAUCAUGCCGACGUCGAAUUCUGCAAGGCAUUCGCCAAGGCAUUCGAGUUGUACGGCAAGCAAGAUGCCGUUGUAAUGAUAAUAGUACAGCCGGACGAGCGUAACAUAUGGGAUCAGAAAAUGAUUGGAUACACUCUCUGGCAGAAUCACAAGAUCAGAAUGAUCCGAAGAACUCUACAGGACAUCAAUGAGAGAGCUACUCUUCAUCCUGAAACAGGUGCACUUUUAAUAGCUGGAUAUACACCGAAUGACUAUCCAAGUCAGAAGGAAUGGGAUGCAAGAUUGUUGGUUGAGAGAUCACUCUCGAUAAAGUGUCCUUCGAUUGCCAAUCAUCUCGUGGGCGCAAAGAAGAUACAGCAGGCCAUUGCCAAGACUGGAAUUCUCGAGCAGUUGUAUCAGCCGAGUGAUAGCAGUGCAAUUGGUCGUAUGCGUGAUAGUUUCACUGGAUUGUAUAGUCUUUCGAAGGAGGAUAUCGACAGAUCGGUUGUUGAGCGAGCAAUUCAACAUCCUGAGCUCUUUGUUAUGAAGCCACAGCGAGAGGGUGGCGGCAACAAUAUCUAUGGCGAGAACGUACGUACUUCACUCCAAACGAUGUCCCCCGAUGACUUGUCUUCCUACAUCCUAAUGGAUCGUAUCGUACCGAAAACCUUUAGCAGCUAUAUCAUUCGUGAGAGAGAACUCCAUGAAAUCGAAGCACUCUAUGAGUUGGGUAUAUUUGGUUUAUAUGUAGGAAAUGGUGAUAGAAUUGAAUACAAUGAAAAUGGUGGUAUUUUAUUAAGAACAAAAACAUCAACUUCCGAUGAGGGUGGUGUAGCUGCAGGUUUCGCAUUUGAAUAUAGUGAUAGUACAAUAAUUAUCAGCAUAUUUCUAAAUUUAAAAUCAGAGAGUCAACACCUUGUACAAAUGGUUUCUAGUAAUAGUUUAAUUUUAGUUUAA